Messenger RNA from Chelmon rostratus (copperband butterflyfish), 2003 nucleotides. Its product is annotated as mitochondrial folate transporter/carrier-like. Gene Ontology annotation, biological process: folate import into mitochondrion; nucleotide transport. The transcript has 7 exons. NCBI's taxonomy places the organism in Eukaryota, Metazoa, Chordata, Actinopteri, Chaetodontiformes, Chaetodontidae. Gene Ontology annotation, molecular function: FAD transmembrane transporter activity; folic acid transmembrane transporter activity. The record is from RefSeq and is a predicted model, not a curated record. The coding region runs from base 249 to 1217 and encodes 322 amino acids. Gene Ontology annotation, cellular component: mitochondrion.
GCAUGACAUUUAGGAUAUCGUUACCGCAGCUAUGGAGAGGUACCACAUGUCAGAAACGUGGCUCGGUUCAGUCAGAAAAUGUGUAAGUUUCCGGUAGCUUGGGCCGUCUGUGUACAACAUUUACAUUGUGCAGCCGUGUCAAUAAGUCGUCGUCUCUGUGGUAUAAGUCAGAAUUUAGCAUUGCCUUACUUCGCGUUGUAAACACUGCUAGCUGACAGGAGCUAGCUAAAAGUUGAUUACCAGUAAUCAUGAGCUCCGCUCCAAAUCACGGCGCCGUUAGCGUGUCCAGCAAACCCGUCUCUGCUCUCUCAAUAGCCGAACACGUCCAGCAGGCCUUCAGUCAUGUGAAGAUAGAAAACCUGGUCGCGGGACUCAGUGGAGGUGUGGUGUCAACACUUGUGCUUCACCCUCUGGAUCUGGUCAAAAUCAGAUUUGCAGUAAGUGAUGGAUUGGAUUUAAGACCUAAGUACAGUGGCAUGUUACACUGUAUGAAGAGUGUUUGGCUGCAGGAGGGACUGAGAGGACUGUACCAAGGAGUGACGCCCAAUGUUUGGGGUGCUGGAGCAUCCUGGGGUCUCUACUUCUUGUUCUAUAAUGCAAUCAAAGGAUACGUAAAGCAGGAUCGUCAAACUGAACUGAGUGCCGCAGAGCACCUGGUGUCCGCAGCUGAAGCAGGCAUCCUAACACUCACCAUAACCAACCCAAUCUGGGUGACCAAGACCCGGCUGGUGCUGCAGUACAAUGCUGACCCAACCACUAAACAGUACAAGGGGAUGAUAGAUGCUCUGGUCAAGAUCUACCGCCAUGAGGGAGUGCCUGGACUUUACAAGGGUUAUGUUCCUGGUCUGUUUGGCACAUCUCAUGGAGCUCUGCAGUUCAUGGCCUAUGAAGAGUUCAAGAGAGACUACAACAAAUACAAGAAAGUGCCUUCAGAUUCGAAGCUGAAUGCAUUGGAAUACAUCACAAUGGCAGCAUUAUCCAAAAUAUUUGCUGUGGCCACAACAUACCCAUAUCAGGUGGUGCGAGCUCGCCUGCAAGACCAGCACAAUAGAUACAAUGGAGUUAUUGAUGUCAUCAGACGGACAUGGAGGAACGAAGGCGCCAUUGGUUUCUACAAAGGCAUCAUCCCCAACGUGAUUCGUGUCACUCCCGCCUGCUGCAUCACCUUCGUCGUUUAUGAGAAUGUGUCUUCCUUCCUUUUGGGACAAAAUAAAUGAAAGCGUGGCGUGGACAGCUGCAAAGACUCUGAGCCAUUCAGACAUACAGAGAGAAAAGCAUCUGACUGAAACCGAACUCUCGACACGGUGUACAUGUGAAUGUGCUGCCGUGAGAAUCGUUCAUUUGCACUAAAUGUGGAUGAAAAAGUUGCUAAACUGUGCAAUGGAAUAUGCUGUUUUCUUUGUUUGGUAGAUUGUUUUUUUUUUUUAAUACAAAUUCUGUGUUUUAGUGAACUGUGAUGAUGUUGAAGAUGGCAUCUGUCACUGACUCAGAUGCAUGACAGACACUUAUGGGAAAAAGUAUGUUGACGUACAUGCCAAAGGACAUGCUGCCAUGACUUUUGUCUUUCUCUUCUUUCUCUCUUUUUUACCGAUGCAUGUGUCAGCAUAUUAGCUCACGACAGAGGAGGUUGCUAAAUGUUUCCUCAUCGUUCUGUUUACAUUUGAUGUUUUCUGAUGGCAGAAAUAGAUACAGGCUGAAAUAUGAAAAGCUGAUUACCAACAGCAAAUCUUCUCAGGUUCCAGUCACCUGUAUGUGUAAAAGGAGUUUGUCUCUUAAAUUAUUCCCUUACAGACCGCAGAAAUAGAGGUGAUUUUAGUUCCUAUACAUUUAUAUCUCAAUUCAUACUUUUGUUCAGAUUAUCUUUGUUUGCUGGCAACAAAUUGUAAACUGCAUUGUCAGUAUUUGAUACCUAUAAAUACAUUAAAUGUUUUACUAUUGUAGCUACGCUGAAUUAAGUGCAUGGUAUUCCAGCGCGGCUAAACAAGCAGUCAUAUGGUUUUUGU